ACACCGGGGUGUGGCGUAUACUAUAGCCUACAAUAAAAAUCUGUCCAGUUCCUGGAUGAAUUAGUGUGAGAUUGCACAGUUUCUGCCCGCACCAUGUCUGCCGCUGAGUGGAAGAAGAGAUGUGAGGCUGAGUGGAGCCUGCACGGCGCACCGAUGCCCGACAGUCUGGACUGGAAGUCCAUCUAUGACGCAAAGCCGCUCGGGAGAAAUUUACUGAGGAACCCUUCACCUCACGGAUUGAGUAAGGACACCCCCCCACCUGAAGCUGAUCUGCCUGAAGUGCCUUCACGUGGACCUCCACGUUUUCAGCCUGAUGGUGACUUCACUGGUUGGACCACGAGCACUGAAGUCCUCCCCUAUGAUACAAGUGGCAUCCCAGAGGGUGUUGUGAUCUGUGCAUUGCCUCAGUACAGCUGGUUCUCCAUGGAGCAGGUUGUGGACCUGAAGGCAGAGGGACUGUGGGAAGAGCUGCUGGAUGAAUUUCAGCCUGAAAUAGUCAUCCAAGACUGGUACGAGGAGAGUCAGGUGCACGAGUCCAUCUACGAGCUGCAUGUAAAGUUACUGGGUGCGGACAAAACCACGGUGAUCUCCGAGCACACCGUCAAGCCCACUGAAGACCUCAGCGUUUACUCACACACUUGGAAAGAGGUGUCGCAUGUGUUCUCUAAUUAUGGAGCUGGAGUGAGAUACGUCCACUUCCUGCACCGACUGAAGAAUAAUUUCCUGAAUGCGUUUUUCCCCACUCUGUUCGCCUGCAGCUCAGUGAUUGUCAAACCAAUCAAAACCAGCUCCUAGGCUGAACCCUACUGAAAACCUGCAAUGCAGGCACAGUUGCUAGCACACUCAGUCUAAUCAAUCUAAUGAACACUUACUUUCUAGUUAUUAUAGCUUUGAUUGGAAUGCACUAGGGACAUUAGUCUUUUUCUUUCAUUUUUAUGCUGAUUGUUAAAAGUGAUUUAAUUUUUUUUUUUUUUCAUUUGCUUUGAGUCUUUGUUUUUAAUAAAGGGAGGAGGGAGGAAUCUA
Toxotes jaculatrix (banded archerfish) is the source of this 1023-nucleotide messenger RNA. It is a transcript of the gene nccrp1, whose product is annotated as P1, F-box associated domain containing. The transcript has 6 exons. Gene Ontology annotation, molecular function: ubiquitin protein ligase activity. Bases 94 to 795 code for a protein of 233 amino acids. Gene Ontology annotation, cellular component: SCF ubiquitin ligase complex; cytoplasm. Lineage: Eukaryota; Metazoa; Chordata; Actinopteri; Toxotidae. Gene Ontology annotation, biological process: glycoprotein catabolic process; SCF-dependent proteasomal ubiquitin-dependent protein catabolic process. The record is from RefSeq and is a predicted model, not a curated record.